GAAUCAUAACACAGGCCCGAGACACAGACAGUCCCACUGCCCGCGCGCCUCAGAACACUGAUUGGAGACUGGAGAUCGAUGCUCCUCGCAUGCAGCCGGGGAGGAGAGGGACGCGACUCCACAUCCGCUCGUUUACACAGACGCCCCCAUCCACGCGCAAUCGGUCUACUCAUUUCCCACCGGCUGGACCUCCCCCAUGCCUGAGCCAGUGUGUGGUGGCGAGACAAGCCUACUGUACCGCCAGAGUCCGUGAGGGGAACAGUUGCUUGCUGGGCAGAUUAGACGAUACCAGUCGGGAAGGACGCGGCACGAAGAGGACGAAGCAGACCCACGGUCUAUGUUCCCCCGCGUGGAUGGAUGGACCGAGAGAGAAUACAACCUGGACCUGCAGUGCAGAACUGGCUUUUCAGGCUACCUUUGAUUCAACGCAUUUUGUUGACGGUCAGUCCUCCCUAGUCCUGGAUCCAGAGCUCUCUGUCUCCGCCCCGGCCCCAGAGGACUCCCCCACACACCUAGGCACCAUGACCCAGGAGGGGCAGGGACACCCCCAGACUGAACCUCCUAUAUCCACAGACAGCCAAGGGGAGAUGCCAGCCCACCCUGCAGAGAAGCCAGCCACAAACCAAGGGCUGGAGGGGCAACGUCUGGAGAUGGAGGGGAUAGAGGGGACUAAUGAGAAGGAAGGGGAAGAAAGUGUUACGGUACAAAGGGAAAUACACAGAGAAAGAGAAGGUGAGGAAAGUGGAAAGGGAGAGGGUGAUGAGGUAGAUGAGGGAGUGGAACAAGUGAUGCAGGGAGAAGGAGAGGUGCAUGAAGAGAGAGAGAGUAUGGCAGAGACAAGUGAUGAAGAAGAUGGAGUGGGGGAUGAGAGGAUAGAUGCAGGGGAUGGUCAGCCAGACAGAGAGCUAGAGAGAGAGGAGGAGAGGGAAGAAAGGGAGGAGGAGGUGGAGAAAGAGGGGGAUAACAUGAACACAGAGGCCACAGAGGAGUCAGAACCAGCCUGCGAGCCCGGCUGUGAGGAGGAAGAGGAGGAGGAGGGUGAGGAGGAGUUACCUCCACCACCACCACCUGAGGAUCAGGAAGAAGACCAGGACCAGGACCAGGACUUACCAGACCCACCACGGUCUCUGGACAUAGUCAGGCUGGACAAUGGGAUAGGACCUGAGAAUGGAAUCAAAGGGCAUGAAGAGGAGGAUGAUGAAGAUGAUGAAGAUGAAAGAGAAGGAGGCGGCUUAGUGGAGGUCAUCCAUGAACACCUGGACACGUUCAGCUCCACCUUCGAGUGUUCCGUAGAGCUGGCGGACACAGAGGUGGAGGAAGAGGAGGAGGAGGAAGGGGAGGGAAGGGAGAACCAGGACAGCUUCAGCUCUGUGUUUGAACGCAUCGUGGAGCAUGUUGUCGCCAUAGAGGGGGAGGAAGAGGAAGAUGAGGAAGACGGGGAGGGAGAGAGAGAGAAGAGCGGGAUGGACAACAAGGACGGCUUCAGCUCAACGUUUGAGCGUAUUGUUGAGUCUGCGCUUCUUCGUGGGGGGACGUGCUACAGUAGUCUAGACUCCCUGGAUGUUCUGUCACUCACAGACGAGACAGACAGCUGUGUCAGCUUCGAGGCUCCGCUCACCCCCCUCAUCCAGCAGAGGUCCUUUCUCCAGAGUCCUGAGCCUCUGGAGCUGGAACUAGCCACUGUAAUGGAGCAGGAGGGAAGCGAGGCUGGACCCGAGGCCCAGCGAGGAGAGCCUGAGCCUGGGGAGAGUGUUGCAGGCCGUGAGCUUGGAUCUGGAGGAAGCCCACUGCGGACCACCAUCACCGGGACCAGGUCGGAGUUUGUCCUGAGCCAGCCUGGCCGAUGGGCCAUCCCAAAUGGGUUUCACAUGAACACCCAGGGGGGAGCGGAGGGUUCUGGAGCCAUACCCAACUCUAUGAGUGAUACCAACGUCACUGACGUGCUGUCGGACUCGGACUCGGAGCUAAGCGGUCUGGAGCAGCUGGAGAGAGGCAGCACGGACACCCUGGCCAACAGUUGCCGUGCCGAAUGUAACGCCGCCAAACGCCUUGCCAAGCGCCUGUUCUACCUGGAGGGCUUCAAACGCUGCGAUGUGGCACGCCACCUGGGAAAGAAUAAUGAGUUCAGCCAGCUGGUGGCGUCAGAGUACCUCAGCUUCUUUGACUUCUCUGAUCUGUCAUUGGACAAGGCCCUGAGGAACUUCCUGCAAGCCUUUCCUCUGAUGGGUGAGACCCAGGAGAGAGAGAGGAUCCUGGUCCACUUCUCUAAGAGGUUCUGUGUCUGCAACCCCACAGCCCUCGCCCCCGAAGGAAAGGACAUAUCCGAACGGAAUGAUAAUGAUGAAGAAGAUGAUGACGGAGCCCAUACGUUAACCUGCGCCCUAAUGCUGCUCAACACCGAUCUACAUGGACACAACAUUGGGAAGAAGAUGUCUUGCCAGCAGUUCAUCAGUAAUCUGGAUAGCCUAAAUGACGGCAAAGACUUCCCUAAAGACCUAUUAAAGGUGUUGUAUAAUUCAAUAAAGAACGAGAAGCUUGAAUGGGCAAUUGAGGAAGAGGAGUUCAGGAAGAGUCUAUCAGAGCUGGUGGAGGAGCAGUGUGAGGGAGGGGGGAAGAGGGGGGUUGCCAGGGUAACGGAUGGCAAUAACCCUUUCAUCGCCAUCCCCAUCCUACUCAACGCUGUCACCUAUAAACAUGGUGUCCUGACCCGCAAAAGCCACGCAGACAUGGACGGCAAACGCACCCCACGAGGACGGCGAGGCUGGAAGAAGUUCUAUGCGGUUCUAAAGGGGAUGAUCCUUUAUCUCCAGAAGGAUGAGUACAAGGCUGAUGCAGAGCUGUGUGAGGGGGACCUGAAGAACGCUGUGCGUAUCCACCAUGCGUUAGCCACCCGCGCUACAGACUACAGCAAGAGACCCAACGUCCUCAAACUAAAGACCUCUGACUGGAGAGUGUUCCUACUGCAGACACCGAGUGAGGAAGAGAUGAUGUCAUGGAUAUUUCGUAUUAACCUGGUAGCAGCUCUGUUCUCUGCCCCGGCCUUCCCUGCUGCCAUCGGCUCCAUGAAGACGUUCUGUAGACCUCUACUGCCCUCCUCUUCUACCCGGCUAAACCAGGAGGAGCAGCUGCAGUUUCACGAGGGGAAGCUGAAGCAGAUGAGUAUGGAGGUGGAGGAACACAGGAAGAGUCCGCCCUCGCCUUCUCCCAAGAGCAGAGAGUGGGAGGAGUACCGAAUCAAAGAGCACUACCUCAUAUAUGAGAAGAGUCGGUACGAGACGUAUAUCAACCUGCUCCAGGCCAAGAUGAGGGCAGAGACAGACGACCUGGAGAAGAUAGAGGCUAGCGUGAUGAGCGGGAUCGGCGAGGGCCGAGGGGGGCGCGAGGGCUACCUCCGGAAGACCCAGUCCUCUCCUUCCAUCAGCCAGCACAGUCUCAACGGCAGGGCCUCUGGACGCACUGCCCCGGGCCAGCGGAGUUGAGAGGAGACCCCCCUUAAAAACACCAUCAUGCACCCCCCUGUAACUGUCCUCUGAGCCAAAGGGCUCACCCCCCUAAAUGCCUAAGCACUGGAUUCAUAUCCAACCAACUCCCCAAAUCAUCCCUCCUUCCUAUUUCAUUGCACAGUAAAGCGGUAAUAAUUGUUCCAGCUAUACAGUAUUACUGGUGUUAUUUAACCAACAGCUAAUUGUCUCUGGCAGUGCUUAUAAGAACACGUAUAACAGAGAACACGACGAUGUGGAAAAAAUGAUGAAAGAGGAGAGAGGACUUACCUGCAUAAAGGAAGUGACAUUAUAAGGAAGGGUGGAGUGUUUUGGUUUGAGGAGGUGGAUGGUGGAUUUCAGGGUGGAGGGGCACAGUAGCAUCAAGUAGUCUCUCUCACCUGAGCCUUCAACAGGUUUCUCUGGACCAUAUAGAGCACGGAAACUCAGUGUAUCUGAACAGGCCUAUUGAGCAGGCCUAUGUAACACACCUACUGUAUGAGAGCCUUAUGAUGAUGAACACUUACUCAGACUCUCAGAACUGUUAUGAUGAUCAACUCCUUGCUGUAUAGACUAUUUAUUAUUAAUAUGUAUUUAUUUAUUGUAGAUUUCUUAUUCCACUUGAACCUGAGCUUCAUAUAUGAUAUCAGACUGAAUGAAAGCACUGUGCCAUGUUGUAUAACCCUUCGUUCUAUGUUACUGUCUGGACACCUGUAUUGCUGUUACGCUGAGUGGAAGCUGGGAUGGAGGAAUUUGACUGAGUAUGAGGAGUAACGGUUUAAGGAAAAAAGUGAGAUGUGUUGUUGAAUUGAACAUUUUGAUUACGUUGUGUGUGUGUGUGUGUGUGUGUGUGUGUGUGUGUGUGUGUGUGUGUGUGUGUGUGUGUGUGUGUGUGUGUGUGUGUGUGUGUGUGUGUGUGUGUGUGUGUGUGUGAGAGCCAGCGUAGUUGUGGGUUUGAGGUUGAGCGAUGGCCAGUGGACGUGGGGUUCAGGGUUAAAGGAAGCAGGUCUAACGUUAAAGGAUCUGUGUUCUGUGUUGUUAUUCUUUGAUGCAGAAGAAGAGAAGACGUCUCUCCCUGAGUUGGAGCAAGCUCAUCUUCCUGUCAUAUCAUCAUCAGAGUGCAGAUACAACAAUAAAAGACUGAAAGACAAAGCAGCAGGACUGCACAGGCUGAGCAGCAGAGGAAGUAGCAGAAGGGGUGAGCAGCAGAGGAAGUAGCAGAAGUGGUGAGCAGCAGAGGAAGUAGAGGAAGUGGUGAGCAGCAGAGGAAGUAGCAGAAGUGGUGAGCACCAGAGGAAGUAGAGGAAGUGGUGAGCAGAAGAGGAAGUAGAGAAAGUGGUGAGCAGCAGAGGAAGUAGAGGAAGUGGUGAGCCCCAGAGGAAGUAGAGGAAGUGGUGAGCAGCAGAUGAAGUAGAGAAAGUGGUGAGCACCAGAGGAAGUAGAGAAAGUGGUGAGCAACAGAGGAAGUAGAGGAAGUGCUGAGCAGCAGAGGAAGUAGAGGAAGUGGUGAGCAGAAGAGGAAGUAGAGGAAGUGCUGAGCAGCAGAGGAAGUAGAGGUAGUGCUGAGCAGCAGAGGAAGUAGAGAAAGUGGUGAGCACCAGAGGAAGUAGAGGAAGUGCUGAGCAGCAGAGGAAGUAGAGGAAGUGCUGAGCAGCAGAGGAAGUAGAGGUAGUGCUGAGCAGCAGAGGAAGUAGAGGAAGUGCUGAGCAGCAGAGGAAGUAGAGGAAGUGCUGAGCAGCAGAGGAAGUAGAGGAAGUGCUGAGCAGCAGAGGAAGUAGAGGUAGUGCUGAGCAGCAGAGGAAGUAGAGGAAGUGCUGAGCAGCAGAGGAAGUAGAGGUAGUGCUGAGCAGCAGAGGAGGUAGAGGAAGUGUUGAACAGAACACAGCGUUACACGUGGUGUAGAAUCAUAUUCCUAUCGGAGACCAGAGAGAGGAGACUAACCCAGCUCUCUCGGAACCAUGGAAAGAUGGAGGAAGAAAGGAAGGGAGUAUUUCUGCUGGACUCCAUUAUUCUUCAUUGAACUUUGAAACUCAUCUCUUUCUCCCUUCCCCCUCUCCUGACUGGACUUCAGAUGGGAUUGUGUCCCUAAUUCCUAUUAUCUCUUUCUCGACACUAAAGCGGUACGGAAUAUUUGCACAGUCAGACCAGACACAGGGGCUAUAUACGUAGAUCCUGUGUUUUUCUAUUCCAUAGUGAUGAGACUGGAUCAUUGAUCCUUAGUUAUGUUUACUGAAGUGGAAUUCAGAAUCAGAACUCCCAUUUUAUACCUUAUUAGUUAUGUCUUUCUUACUCUGAGGACCGACCUUGUCACUUUGGCUGUUGUGCUAACUAACCAUUGUUUCCCCUAUGUUUUAGGGUAGAGCAGUGCUGUUGUAAUAUAGAAAUGUGAGAAGGUUUUUUACUUUGCUAGUCCUGUCUAAAAUAUUAGUAUGUAUUUUGUUUAACUAAGGAAGCUAGGGCACUUUGUUGUAAAGACAUGUUAUAUAGUUGUUCUGUUUGUUCUGGCCAGUUUAAAGUGAAAUACACCUUUACUAGUUAUUAUUGUCAGGGCUUCAUAAAGUCAUCUUUUAUAUAAUAGAAA
This is a messenger RNA of Salvelinus fontinalis (brook trout), 6060 nucleotides long. Its product is annotated as PH and SEC7 domain-containing protein 2-like. The transcript has 15 exons. Gene Ontology annotation, biological process: regulation of ARF protein signal transduction. The coding region runs from base 90 to 3479 and encodes 1129 amino acids. Gene Ontology annotation, molecular function: guanyl-nucleotide exchange factor activity. NCBI's taxonomy places the organism in Eukaryota, Metazoa, Chordata, Actinopteri, Salmoniformes, Salmonidae. The record is from RefSeq and is a predicted model, not a curated record.